This is a messenger RNA of Dalotia coriaria, 2410 nucleotides long. RefSeq names its product glucose dehydrogenase [FAD, quinone]-like. NCBI's taxonomy places the organism in Eukaryota, Metazoa, Arthropoda, Insecta, Coleoptera, Staphylinidae. The record is from RefSeq and is a predicted model, not a curated record. Gene Ontology annotation, molecular function: oxidoreductase activity, acting on CH-OH group of donors; flavin adenine dinucleotide binding.
CGCAUCCACUCGCCACUUGCUACUUGUUACUUGCUACAUUAAAACGUGAGUGUAUGUCGCGCGUGUUUUGUUUUUAUUCUCCGGCUUAGUUUUAUUUUUAAGUCGGUGCGCGAGGUGUGCGCAUCACACACGCCAACUCAACCCUGCUUAAGUUAAGUCAAGUGAAGUUCUGUUUCUAUUUUAUCAUCAGUGGACUGAAAAUAUAGUGUAUCGAUAUAAAAUCGCAAAAAUAUAAAGAUGCGGUUUUGUGUGAUACUCCUCUUCCUCUGUGCAUGGAUACCUCAAUGGUCUAAACAACAAGGACUCCUCGAAGGAUUAGUCAACACAUUAUUCUACGGGCAGUAUCAAUACGCGCAGGAAUCAAAAACUAAUAAACUACGUCCGGUUUAUGAUUUUAUUGUGGUUGGGGCUGGGACUGCAGGAUGCGUGGUAGCAAACAGAUUAUCAGAGAAUCCAGAAUGGAAUGUUCUCCUUAUAGAAGCUGGAGACAGAGAAAAUUACAUGAUGGAUUUCCCUCUCCUAGCCAAUUACCUCCAGUUCUCCUCAGCAAACUGGAAAUACCGUACAAUGCCAAGUGAAAAAUACUGCGUGGGCCUAGACAACAACCAAUGCAACUGGCCCAGAGGCAAAGUAAUGGGCGGCUCCUCAGUCCUCAACUACAUGAUCUUCACCAGAGGCAACCGUCGUGAUUUCGACCACUGGGCCGAACUAGGUAACACCGGCUGGUCAUACAAAGACGUCCUACCCUUCUUCAUCAAAAUGGAAAACUUCAGCAUCAACACCCCCUAUGACCCUCAAUACCACGGCAGCGAUGGUUACCUCUCAGUAAAAUACCCACCAUACCGGACAAAACUAGCAGAAGCAAUCGUAGAAGCCAACAUACAAAUGGGUAUACCCUAUGUGGACUACAACGGCAAGACCCAAACCGGCGUAUCCUAUCUCCAAAGCACCUUGAAGGAUGGUCUUCGUCAUAGCAGCAACAAAGCAUAUAUCCUACCAUUUAGACACAGGAAAAACUUACAUGUAGCAAGUAUGACCAUGGUAAAACGUAUCUUAAUAGACCCAAACACAAAAACAGCCCAAGGAGUAGAAAUAGUCCAAAAUGGAAGAGUAAUGACCAUCAAAGCAUCCAAAGAAGUAAUAGUAUCAGGAGGAUCAAUCAACUCCCCACAACUAUUAAUGUUAUCAGGAGUAGGUCCCAGGAAACACCUAAUGUCCCUAAACAUCCCCGUGAUACAAAACCUCAAAGUGGGAUUCAACCUCAUGGACCACAUAGCUCUGGGUGGAUUGACCUUCACAAUGGAAGCACCUUACACCAUGACCCUAGACAAAGCAAUUGAAUACCAAAACCUUCAGAGUUACCUCAACUACCAUACUGGUCCCAUAGCAAUGCCAGGAGGUUGUGAAGCUUUAACCUUUUAUGACCUGAGUGAUCCUAAAAACCCAGAUGGAUAUCCUGACAUGGAACUGUUAUAUACAGCAGGAUCAGUUGUUUCAGACCCUUUAUUGAGGAAAGACUUUGGAAUACAAGACUCUAUCUAUAACAAAGCUUACAAACAGAUUGAAAACAAAAACUCCUUCAUGAUCAUGCCCAUGUUGUUGAGACCCAAAUCCAGGGGAAGGAUUAUGUUGGCUUCGAACAACUACAAGGUCAAACCAAUGUUAUUCCCGAAUUACUACGCGGUGGAAGAUGAUAUGCGGGUGAUGGUCGCAGGUGCACGGCUUGCAAUCAACGUGACACGACAGAAAGCCCUUACUGACUUAGGAGUUGAGCUUUAUCAUGUUCCUCUUGAGGGUUGUAAGGAACACCAGGAUGGUUCCGAUGAAUAUUUCGCAUGUAUGGCUAGGCAUUUCACAUUUACGAUUUAUCAUCUAAGUGGGACUUGUAAGAUGGGUCCGGCGAGUGAUAAGAGAGCUGUGGUGGAUCCUAGGUUAAGAGUGCAUGGUGUUAAGGGUCUGAGGGUUAUAGAUGCGUCGAUUAUGCCUGAGGUGAUUGCCGGGCAUACAAAUGCGCCGACUUAUAUGAUUGGUGAGAAGGGUGCGGAUAUGAUCAAAGAAGAUUGGGGUUUUAGACAGUGAUAAUGAUAUUUUGAAGAAGUAAUAAAUAAAUAUUAUUAUUAACAAAUGAGGGACCUUAAAGAAGCCAUUUUAACAAAUUAAUUACUGUAGGUAAAUUUAAUUAACUAGAUAAUAAUAAAAUGUUUUAAGUAUGAGUUUAUUUGUUUAUUUGUGUGUUGCUUGAUUAUGAUGAUGAAAUUUUUGAAUGUUCAAAGGGCUGUGAAUCCGGAACAACUUGCAAUUUAUUUAAUUUAAUUAAUGUAAUUGUAAUGCGUAGUUUGUAGUUGAUGAUAAUAAAUGUAUUAUUAAUAUUAAUGUUGGUAAAAAAAGUGAAUAAAAAUUUUAAGAAUUG